AUGGAGUCUGUUCACCAUGUCUCGGUCUCCUCGAAGAUCCUCUUCAGCAAGGUGCGCAAGAUUGUGCCGCCAAUGCUUGAGAGGUUCCACAAAGGACAACUCGGUCGCGUAGCUGUUAUCGGAGGAUGUGUUGACUACACCGGAGCUCCAUACUUCUCCGCCAUGGCAUCUGCAAGGCUAGGUUGUGAUAUGAGCCAUGUCGUCUGCGAACGAUCCGCGGCACCGGUCAUUAAAGCAUACUCUCCCAACCUGAUGGUACACCCGAUCCUUCCAAGCAGUGACAGUGUCAAGGAUCCCAACUCAAUUGAUGCAUCGUCACUUGCGGGCCCAAUCAAAGAUAUGAUUCCUCGCGUACAUGUACUUGUCAUUGGACCCGGUCUUGGCCGUGAUGCUGUGACUCUCAAGGUGGUUACAGAAGUUAUCAAAGAGGCCAGGGCGAAAUCUGUUCCAUUCGUGCUGGAUGCGGAUGGACUGCUGAUCGUGACCGAAGACCCAAGCCUGAUCAAAGGCUACAAAGAGUGCAUCCUCACGCCAAACGUGGUCGAGUUCGGCCGCCUUGCCAAAGCGUUGGGUGUCAAAGUCGCCAACCAGGCGGAAAUCGCAAAAGAUGAAGGCGGCGACUCGACCAGCAAAGAAUCAGAGGCCUGUGAGCAGCUAUCUCGAGCCCUUGGCGGCGUGACGAUUCUCCAAAAGGGUCCUCACGAUGUGAUCUCCAACGGGGUCACCAGUAUUAUAGCCGAUACUAAGGGCGGCCUUAAACGCAGCGGUGGUCAAGGAGACACUCUGACCGGAUCAUUGGGCACGCUGCUUGCUUGGCGCGCGGCUUACCACGACAAGCUGUGGGAUUCAGCCGAGAAGGACAGUGAGAAGGAGGCUCAGAGCAAGGACGAGGUUCAGGCAGAACUCGAGUCCGAGAAUAGGCGUAUGUCACCAACGACGACUCUGUUGCUGGCCGCUUGGGCAGGAAGUUGCAUUACACGGGAGUGCUCCCGACGAGCUUUCACGGCCAAGGGGCGGAGCAUGCAGGCCAGUGAUCUGACUGAUGAAGUCCACGAGUCCUUUUUGAAGCUGAUUGGGGAGCCAGAGGGGUCUAAGACUCACCUUUAA
Penicillium bovifimosum is the source of this 1107-nucleotide messenger RNA. RefSeq names its product ATP-dependent (S)-NAD(P)H-hydrate dehydratase. The transcript has 6 exons. The record is from RefSeq and is a predicted model, not a curated record. Gene Ontology annotation, biological process: metabolite repair. Lineage: Eukaryota; Fungi; Ascomycota; Eurotiomycetes; Eurotiales; Aspergillaceae. The coding region runs from base 1 to 1107 and encodes 368 amino acids. Gene Ontology annotation, molecular function: ATP-dependent NAD(P)H-hydrate dehydratase activity.